GAGUCAGUUAUAACCAUUGGCAGUUUGCCGACACUUGUCCGUUCGUUCCCGCAACGGAAACAACCUAUACUAUCAGUGGUCAAUUUAAAUAUUAUUAUUAAUUGUCUUUAGCGUGUACCAGAACAAUAAUUGUGUUUAAAUAAUAUUCACCUGAAGAGAGAAAAAUCACAAAUAUGAAAUUAACUGCAUCGAUAUCGUUAUGUUUAAUCGCCCUGUUUGGAUCGAGUGCUGGUCUAAAAUGCUACACUUGUGGCUGGUGGAGCAAAAGUUGUGGUGAUCCAUUCAUGAAGGAUGAUUAUCUUUUAGUUGAAUGCAAUACUAGAGCGAUUAAUGAUUUCAACCACGAACUAGGAAACACCCUAAAUACGGCCAGUAAUGCUUUACAAAAUUUCGCAAAUCAGGUGGGUUUCAACAUCAAUCAAAACAACAAUUUCAAUUUGCCUACCAUUAGUGAAGAUUCAGUUGGAUGCACUAAAGUAGUACUUACACACGGAGAAGAUAUUGUACGAGUGGCUCGAGGAUGCGUUUAUAACAAAGCAGACUUGUGCAAGGGAAUGCAAAGACUUGACGACGAGCUGAAAACCCUCAAAUACUGUGGUUCGUGCGACGACGACGGAUGUAACGGUUCUAGGUCGUUGAAGUCUUCGGCGGUCGCGAUAAUUCUGACCACGAUGGCCACGUGCCUGUUCUACAGGCUACAGCACUAAUAUCGUAAUAGAAACCCAAACGCAAUACUGUUUUCACAAAAGUUGAAAAGUGUACCUGAAACUAUGUUUUGUUAUUGUUCCGAACUGUUAUAGCAUAUUCAACCACAUAAUAUUAUAAAUUAUAAUACGUAUGCAUACGUGCGGAAAUGUUUUCUUUACUUUUUACGCGCUGUAUUAUUAUUCUAAAGAAUAUGUUUACAUUUAUUAUUUUAACGUAACGCAUAUCAUUAUUGAGUGUUUUUGUUUUUUACGUCAACUGUGUAUAAAUUAUUUAUAUUGGUACAGGAUUUCAUUUUUUCUAAAUGUUGAUACACUCAAUAUUUUAUGUUGUAUUAUAAAUAGUUAUAUAAGUAAUAACUAAUAGUUAUAGUUGUAGUUAUAGCCUUGCAUGUAUGUAAGCGGUAUACCGAAUAAAUUACGAUUAUAUAAAAUUAUACUACUGCACAAGCUAAAUUGUUUAGUCUGUUUAUAAAUGACAUUCAAAUAUAAAGUGAUAAAUAAGAAAUUAG
This is a messenger RNA of Metopolophium dirhodum (rose-grain aphid), 1216 nucleotides long. RefSeq lists its product as uncharacterized. Bases 174 to 707 code for a protein of 177 amino acids. Gene Ontology annotation, biological process: sleep; positive regulation of voltage-gated potassium channel activity; regulation of synaptic transmission, cholinergic. The record is from RefSeq and is a predicted model, not a curated record. Lineage: Eukaryota; Metazoa; Arthropoda; Insecta; Hemiptera; Aphididae. The transcript is spliced from 3 exons.